This is a messenger RNA of Biomphalaria glabrata, 5091 nucleotides long. Its product is annotated as hypoxia-inducible factor 1-alpha-like. The transcript has 15 exons. Gene Ontology annotation, cellular component: nucleus; cytoplasm; transcription regulator complex. Bases 584 to 2815 code for a protein of 743 amino acids. The record is from RefSeq and is a predicted model, not a curated record. Gene Ontology annotation, molecular function: protein dimerization activity; RNA polymerase II transcription regulatory region sequence-specific DNA binding; DNA-binding transcription factor activity, RNA polymerase II-specific. NCBI's taxonomy places the organism in Eukaryota, Metazoa, Mollusca, Gastropoda, Planorbidae. Gene Ontology annotation, biological process: regulation of transcription by RNA polymerase II; cellular response to hypoxia.
UGCUCCAUAUUUUGUAGGGAUUUGUUUCUAUUUCAAUAGUUGGAUGCCGGUGUUGAAAUACAGACGUCAUUGGCCGGUUGAGAUCUGCACACGCGAAACUCCAAUGUUUAAUGGAGUGGAAGGCGAGAGGAGGAACUGGAGGGAGUUCAUUCCACGUUAGGGAUACAUUUGAUUACAUUCUCAGAUCGUGUUUCACGCUUAAUAUUAGGCUGACGUUUGUGGCUUCAGUUCCUGGUCGGAAGGACAACAAAGCCUGCUCAUUAAGAACAGUUUCACAUUAAUGGUUUGGUUGUAGAAAGCCCACCGUGCUAUAUAGUUUCUAAUCAGUCGAGUGUUUUAACAGACUACUCCAUUUCCUUGAAUUCAAGCGGACUUAACCUCAACUUUGACUGGAGCAGGAGUAGCCAUUUAAAAAAAAAAACUGCGAAUAAAGCGAAUUCUUUUCUUUCUGGUGGUUACCUGUGGAUGGAUAUUUGGUUGCCACGGUCUAGUGAGUUCAUACGGUCAAUGGAUUAUAUUUAUAUCGGCCGUGCCUGACUUACCGAUGACCCCUAGGUGUGCCUACUAAGUGGACGCCUCUACCAUGCCUUACAAGAACACGGAAAAACGUAAAGAAAAAUCCCGAGAUGCAGCGCGAUGUCGUCGUGGCAAAGAAACGGAAGUCUUCACAGAGCUGGCCAGCUGUCUUCCAAUCACAGAGAGCGUAUGCAGUCAACUGGACAAGGCCUCCAUUAUGAGGCUGUCCAUCAGUAUGCUCAAGAUCUACGGCAUCACCAACAACAAAAGCGAGGCUAAAAACUGUAAAAAUGCUAAGGGAGAGAAGCUGGACCACUUGUGCCAAAAAGCUUUGGAAGGAUUUGCCUUUAUCCUGUCCCCUGAGGGCGACAUAGUGUACCUGACAGAGAAUGUGACUAAAUAUCUGGGCCUCCAGCAGAUUGAGUUAAUGGGUCAGAGUGUUUACGAGUUCACUCACCCGUGUGACCAUGAUGAGAUCAAAGAGAUACUCACCAACAAGCAAGCCUCUCAGCAAAAGAGCUCUUCUCAACCUGAAAACAAGAUAUUCUUUCUGCGGAUGAAAUGCACUCUCACAGCCAAAGGCCGAAAUGUCAACUUGAAGUCUGCAACUUUCAAGGUUAUGAGAUGUACUGGACGUUUGGUCACUAAAGAGGCAGACAUUGUUGACCUGACCCUGGAGAACUCCUGUCCUGCUGUCCCUUACCUGGUAGGCAUUGCCGAGCCCAUCCCCCACCCAGUGAACAUAGAGGUCCCCCUGGACAGCAAGACUUUCCUGUCUAAGCACAGUAUGGACAUGCACUUCACAUUUUGUGAUGAAAGAAUUGAAGAGUUGGCAGGCUAUAACAGUGAUGAGAUGAUUGGCCAAUCAAUGUAUGACUUCCAUCAUGCACUGGAUUCUGAUGUCAUUGACAAAGCUUUCAAAGAUUUAUUUGCCAAGGGUCAAACAAUGACUGGAGCAUACAGGUUUCUAGCCAAAGAGGGUGGCUAUAUAUGGGUUAUCACCCAGGCAACCAUCAUCAAUAACAGUAGGACACAGAAGCCCCAGUGGGUUGUGUGUGUGCACUAUGUCCUAAGUUGUAUAGAAGAGAAAGGGGCUAUCCUGUCCCAUGUACAACACAACUCUGAAGCCAAGGCCAAGCAGGCUGAUGUACUUCCAGCAAAACUGGAACUGACCCCUGAGAACAUGUUCAUGCCACAAAAAGUAGAACUUAGUACUGAGAACAUUUUCAUGCCACCCAAAGUGGAGCUGAGUACUGAGAACAUUUUCAUCCCUAAGACUAAAGAAAUGGACACAGGCUACUUUAUUCCUCCAGAACUGAAAAGCACAAUGACCUUUAUCAAUGAUGAACCUGAAGAUCUGUCCUACUUGGCACCCAAUCCUGGAGAUGAGAGUGUUCCACUUAUAUUUACUUAUGGACGGGAUGUAUUGCUCUCCCCUGCACCAGUUUUAAAGAAGGAGCCAAGAACUUCAACCCCUGACCUUUGCUACAGGAAAGAUGCAUCUCCUGCCUCUCUGAUGUCCUCCACAUCCUCAUCACGGAUCCCCAGCCCUAGUGACUAUCUCAGUUUUGCUGUCCCUGGAGAUGUAGAGGCCAUGGAUCAGUUCUUCCAGUCUAUCAAGGCAGGGGACAAUGACCAGGAUGUAGAAGAGAUAGACUUUGACAUGAGGGCACCGUACAUCCCUAUGGAUGCUGAGGAAGAUCUAGGCCUGUUACCGCCUUCAUCCAAUGUUCUAUUUAACCUGACAUCAGACAUCAACCCUGGUUUGUUUGGACAAACAGAGUCGGUCUUUGAGCCCAAGCACUCCCUAUUCGAUGAAGUCCCACAGCCUCCAAAACAAAGUGUACGGGACAUGUUGAGUGGUAGUACCACUGUGGCCAGUAUAGAGCAACCACCUGAUACUAUGUACCUGCAGUUAAAAAGACCUCUGGACAUGAACAGCCUUGAGAAUGGUCCGCCGCGAAACAAGGUCUCAAGACUAGAGCCUGGUUCCCUGGUUGUCCAGACUGACAGCCUCCCUGUAACAGGAUCAGAGACGCGUCUAAUCAAUAAAGACAGUGUACUUUUGAACUUGUUACUACGAGGGGAAGACAGAGUGUAUGGUUACAAAGUUAACAACAUGAGUGGCAACAACAAAAAUAAUCAUUUGGGUCUGCUACCAAACUUAACCAGUCACGACUGUGAGGUCAAUGCCCCUAUAGCGGCCAAUCAUCUUCUACAAGGAAGUGAACUUCUGCAUGCCCUGGAGGCCCUCACUUCUUCAAAAUUAGCUCCAAAAGUCAUCCGCCCACACCUUUGAAAUAUUUUUUUUUAUUUUGCUUCUCCUUCAAUAUAGAAAAGAAAGACUGCUUCCAGAGUUUUUUGUUUUUAGUGUUCACAUUAGAACAUGACAGAGGCAAGGGGGAAAACAAACAAACAAAGAGUUAAAAUAUAAAUAAAGACAUUCAGAGGCAGAGAGUUCAAGGACACUUCAUUGACCCAGCAAGAGAUGAGCUCAAUGUUCCAGAUUCAACAUCCAAGACUUUUUUACAUUCUCUGGCAUGUAUGCUGGAGGCCAGUUGUUAUUGUUUGUUUUUUUUUAAUUAUUAGUUCUGAGGUUUAUUUUUGCCAGACUUAGUUUAGAACUUAUUUGCAUUUUUUUUUUGUGUAUUUCAAGGAAGAGAUAGAAGUGUGGCUGGUUUGUAGAGAUAUUGUACUGGCCGAUUGAUUCAGCUACUGUAAACAUAAGUGUUUGGUCUUCAAUGGGUGCUGAUUGCUAACAUCAUUCAGCUUAAAGAAUUCAGCAUAAAGAAUUCAAAAGUUUUGUAAAUCUUGAGUUGAUUCAAACCAAAAGGGACUUGAGCAAAAGCUUUUCAGCUUUCUUUUUAGUUAGAGCUAGUCUAAUGCUGUUGGAAUGAAAUAGUUGGUUAUCAUGAGAAAUGCAACUUUUAGUUUGAUUUUGGCACCAAUUAAUUGUCAGUGUAAAUUAACAAUACGAAAUUUUGUGGAACGGAGAUAUGAUACAUAAUACUUAAGUAUAAUAUUUUUUUAAAUAAUUACCAGGAGAAAAAUCUUCAUUUCUUUGAAAUGAAGAAAAAAAUGCAAGCAAAUAAAUAUUUAAAUUAAUUUAAUAUUUUAAUUUUGUGAACCCAUAUACAUUCUUACAAUCAUUUGCAAAGGUUAAGAUAAAGCAGAAUAUUAUUGAGAUGCUAUGGAUUGGAAUUUGUAAAAUUUAAAUCUAUCAAAAGAAAGAAUGCUUAAAACUUUUGAAGAUAAUGAUGCAGUAUUUAGCAUGAAAAGAAAAGGUUAGGUUGACAUCAUGUCCAGUACUGAAAAAGUUAAGAUUAGUAUUUAGGGCAGCAAUUAAAAAGCAAAGAUGGGGGCAGUCUUAUUGGGAAGUUGUUUUUUCUUUGUAAAUCAUUGUUUUAUUUUAAAAUUAUUGUUUUACUUUUUGUUUAGUUUUGUCUUUUCUGAAUUUUGUUGUGGCUUCCCCUUGAAAGGGGGAACAACUGAUAGCAGCUUUAUGUAACUCUCCAAUGUUGAAGGCAUGCUCUUUUUGUUAUCUACUCUUGUACUCAUGACAUCACUCAUUGUUGCUCCUCUUGUUCUCAUGGACUUUUCUCCCAAUGCUGCGUAGGUCUCUCACAUUCUAGAUCACUAGCAUUUUCAUCUUUUUUUUUUUAUAUUAUCAGAAGCUUUAAAAAAAAAUGCCAAAAAAAAAAAUUAAAAAAGAAAAUGUGAAAAAAAAAAAAGUAAAGAAUAUAAAAAAGAAAUAUAAAAAAAAAAGGAACACUAUAAAAUCCCUCACAAAAUGGAAGAACAAAAGUUCUGCUUCUUCUGUAAUGUGAAAACUACUUUUAACAAAAUGCUUGUAAAAAAAAAAAAUACUGGGUUAAACAUUGUUUUCCCUUUUUUUUGUUUCUUGUUUUAACUGUUUGUGAGUAAGCCUAACCUAUAUAUAUUUUGUUUUGUUCUUUUUCAAUGUGUCUGUAAACCUAACCUAUAUAUUUUGUCUGUUUUCUUCAUUCUCACAAUAAUAAUUUGUAGGAGUUUUUAAAAAAGAAAAGGUAUUUGGUGAGCUGCUUUCAUUUCAAGAAUGAAUCAGAUCUGAGCUUUCUAUUAUAUACAUCAUACCUAGUGUUUCGAUGUAGUGGUUUAGAAUAACCCUAUCAAAUAGCAAGAUGUUGUGUUUGUUUUUUUUUUAAUUAAGGUCAAUAUUUUGUAUCGAAUAGUUUAAUUAGCUGCACAUAGAGUUACAUUUCCAUCACCUACGGCUAGACUAAGGCUAUUUCAUUUAUAUCUAGGGCACAGAAUAAGUUAAUCAAAUGUAUGCUUGUGUUCCGUUCAUCUAUAAGUGAUUAUUGACCAUGUACUAGCAUAGCCUCUUUUUUUUUAAAGAAGUUUUGGUAAUUGGUGAGGCAUCCUUAGCUUCUUCUGCCAUGGCACUACUUCGGCAUAAGCAAUGUUGUUCCUAACCCUAAAUAGUAUUAGCUUGAACAGCAUUAGACUAUUGGUUCACCUCCAUCAACGUAGCUAAGUACAGUAAUCAGAUCGUUCAUACUGUUUGCAGUAUAUAUAAAUAUAUAUAUAUAUAUA